This is a messenger RNA of Cicer arietinum (chickpea), 2020 nucleotides long. Its product is annotated as laccase-4-like. Gene Ontology annotation, cellular component: apoplast. Lineage: Eukaryota; Viridiplantae; Streptophyta; Magnoliopsida; Fabales; Fabaceae. Gene Ontology annotation, molecular function: copper ion binding; hydroquinone:oxygen oxidoreductase activity. The record is from RefSeq and is a predicted model, not a curated record. Gene Ontology annotation, biological process: lignin catabolic process.
UUUCUGCUCAAUCUUGCAUUGCAUUUUCAAGAGAGUGAUUAACCAGCAAAUAAUUUAGAAGCUCUAGAAGAGAAUUCAAAAGGGUUGCCAUGGCUACGCCGCAUAUUCGAAUUAUUCUAUUGAUGGUAGCAUGUUUGCUUCCAUUAUAUGCAGAAGCUAUUGUUCGCCACUACAAGUUCAAUGUUGUGAUGAAAAAUGCCACAAGAUUGUGUUCAACCAAGCCAAUUGUAACAGUAAAUGGAAAGUUCCCUGGUCCCACCAUCUAUGCUAGGGAAGAUGACAAUGUUCUAAUUAAAGUGGUCAACCAUGUCAAAUACAAUGUUAGCAUACACUGGCAUGGGGUCAAACAAUUAAGAACGGGUUGGGCUGAUGGGCCAGCAUACAUAACCCAAUGUCCAAUUCAAUCGGGCCAGACCUAUUUGUACAACUUCACUCUUACGGGCCAAAGAGGCACACUUUGGUGGCAUGCUCAUGUUCUUUGGCUUAGGGCCACUGUUCAUGGUGCCUUGGUUAUCUUGCCAAAGCUUGGAGUUCCUUACCCUUUUCCAAAACCUCAUAUGGAGCAAGUUAUUGUAUUGGGUGAAUGGUGGAAGUCAGAUACUGAGGCUAUAAUAAAUGAAGCUUUGAAAUCUGGAUUGGCUCCAAAUAUCUCUGAUGCACACACAAUAAAUGGUCAUCCAGGACCUAUCCAAGGCUGUUCUCCACAAGGAGGAUUUUCAUUGGAAGUUGAGCCUAAAAAUACAUACUUGCUAAGAAUUGUCAAUGCUGCACUCAAUGAAGAACUAUUCUUUAAGGUUGCUAGCCAUCAAUUAACAGUUGUUGAGGUUGAUGCAACCUAUGUAAAACCUUUUCAAACAGAUACCAUUGUGAUAGCACCUGGCCAAACCACAAAUGUUCUUCUAACAGCAAAACACACAACUGGAAAAUACUUAGUUGCAGCCUCUCCUUUCAUGGAUGCUCCAAUUGUAGUUGACAACAAAACUGCCACUGCCACUAUACACUAUUCAGGCACACUUGGUUCCACAAUCACCACUUUAACUUCACUUCCUCCCAAAAAUGCUACUCCACUUGCUACUACUUUCACAGACUCUCUUAGAAGCUUAAACUCCAAAAAAUAUCCUGCUAAAGUUCCAUUGAAAAUUGAUCAUAACUUAUUAUUCACUGUUUCACUUGGUAUCAAUCCUUGUCCUACAUGUGUGAAUAAUAGUCGUGUUGUAGCUGCUAUUAACAAUGUUACCUUUGUGAUGCCUAAAAUUGCCCUUCUUCAAGCACAUUUUUUCAAUAUUAAAGGUGUUUUUAGUGAAGAUUUUCCUGGAAAUCCUCCUAUAGUUUAUAACUUCACUGGAACACAACCAACAAAUUUUGGUACCACAAAAGGGACAAGGCUUUAUAAACUUGCUUAUAACUCUACAGUUCAAUUGGUUUUGCAAGAUACUGGAAUGAUAACUCCUGAAAACCAUCCUAUUCAUCUUCAUGGGUUCAAUUUCUUUGUAGUUGGUAGGGGACAAGGGAACUAUAAUCCUAGAAAGGAUGCAAAAAAGUUUAACCUUGUUGAUCCUGUCGAGAGGAAUACAAUAGGUGUUCCAGCCGGAGGUUGGACUGCUAUUAGAUUCAGGGCUGAUAAUCCAGGCGUGUGGUUUAUGCAUUGCCAUUUGGAAAUUCAUACAACAUGGGGACUAAAGAUGGCAUUUGUUGUGGACAAUGGUAAAGGACCAAAUGAAUCUGUAUUACCACCUCCAAGUGACCUCCCCAAGUGUUGAGGAAAGUAUACCAAUUUACAAUAUUCAAUUUCAUAAGAAGAGAACUACAAAUGUCAAAGGAAGGAACAAACAAGGCUAAUAACAAUACUUUCUUAGAGUAUGGGAAGAACAAGGUGUCUAAUUGACAUGUAGUUGUCUAUUUUUAUUCCCUUUUCCUAUGUUCUUUUAUAUUGUUUGUACUCUAUUUCUUCUUCUUGGAUGAUAUUUUUGGUUUAAUUAUAACUAUUAAUGUUAAUCAAAAUUUUAAUAUUUUUAAGACC